AUUUUAUAUUAUAUAUAUAAUUAACGAGUAGAUAAUUACAUUAUUUCAUAUACGAACUUGUGUUAUUUAUUUCAUUAAUAUAUAGAUUUUUUUCAGAAGAAUGUCUGGUACAGUCAGAAAUCGUAAUACAACCGAAAAGGUUCACAAUGAAGAACCAAAAUUAACUGAACAACAAAAAAAAGAAUUAGCUGAUUUAAAGAAAAUCCACCCAGCUAACGAAUUUGGUGGUAUUGUUGGUACUUUCUUACUCAUUUUCAUUCUCCCAGUUGUUGUCUAUUGGAUUUGGGCUUCAAUCGAAUUUAACCAAGGUUAUCUUUUACGUCCAGCUACCCUCAGUGUUGAUGGUGUCAAAGAUUUCUUUGUUACUCUCUACAAUUAUGUCAUCACUUAUGCCUACCCAACUAAAGAAGCCGCUGUUAUCUAUUUCGCUUGGUUCUUCUUCCAAGCUUUCCUCCAACACUUUGUUCCAGGUCGUAGAGUUUUAGGUUCACCAUUACCAGGUGGUAAACGUCUCGAAUAUACUCUCAAUGGUUGGGCUUCAUGGUGGAUCACUCUUAUUGUUAUCCCAGUUUGUAUUUACUUUGGUCUCUUCAAAGCUACCAUCCUCUAUGAUAACUAUGCUCCAAUGAUGACCGUCGUCAACAUUUGGUCAUUCGUUUUCACCAUCCUCCUCAAAGUCCACGCUAUGAUUAAAGACGAAGAAGAACGUAUGUCAGGUCACUUCUUCUACGAUUAUUGGAUGGGUUUUGCUCGUAAUCCACGUAUUGGUUCAUUCGAUCUCAAACUUUUCUGUGAAGCCCGUCCAGGUCUUAUCCUCUGGGUUUUAAUGAAUUUCUCAAUUGCUGCUAAACAAUUUGAAGUCUACGGUGAAGUCUCAAUCUCUGUCAUCAUGGUCUGUUGUUUCCAUUUCUGGUACAUUGCUGAUUACUAUUAUCACGAAGAAGCCAUCUUAACCACUAUGGAUAUCAUCACUGAAAAAUUCGGUUACAUGUUAGUUUAUGGUGAUCUCGCCUGGGUUCCAUUCACCUAUUGUUUCCAAUGUUACUACCUCUUCAAACAUCUCGUUGAUGGUCAACCAAUUCACAUCAGCAUCGGUUAUGCUUGUUUCGUCUUAGGUCUUAAAGCUUUCGGUUUCUACUUAUUCCGUUGGGUUAACAGCCAAAAACACGCUUUCCGUCGUAAUCCAGAACACCUUAUUUGGGGUAAAAAACCAGAUUACAUCCUCACUAAACGUGGUACUAAAUUAUUAUGCUCAGGUUUCUGGGGUAUCUGCCGUCAUCUUAACUACACUGGUGAUAUCAUCUUAUCAUGGGCUUGGUGUUUACCAUGUCAAUUCGACAGUGCUGCUCCAUAUUUCUACGGUAUUUAUUUCACCACUUUAGAUCUUCACAGAUGUUGGAGAGAUCACAAUGCCUGUUUAGAAAAAUACGGUGAUGACUGGAAGAACUACUGUAAACGUGUUCCAUACGUCUUCAUUCCAAAAGUUUUCUAAAGAAACAAAACAAUUUAAAAAAAAAAUAAUAAACACACAUACAAUUUUAAAAAUGUUAUAGUAUAAUAAAUAUUUAUUUUUUUAGUUUU
Messenger RNA from Dictyostelium purpureum, 1581 nucleotides. Its product is annotated as ERG4/ERG24 ergosterol biosynthesis protein family protein. The coding region runs from base 101 to 1492 and encodes 463 amino acids. The record is from RefSeq and is a predicted model, not a curated record. Gene Ontology annotation, biological process: sterol biosynthetic process. The transcript has a single exon. Lineage: Eukaryota; Evosea; Eumycetozoa; Dictyosteliales; Dictyosteliaceae. Gene Ontology annotation, molecular function: oxidoreductase activity, acting on the CH-CH group of donors, NAD or NADP as acceptor. Gene Ontology annotation, cellular component: endoplasmic reticulum membrane.